This is a messenger RNA of Misgurnus anguillicaudatus (oriental weatherfish), 3321 nucleotides long. It is a transcript of the gene stk39, whose product is annotated as serine threonine kinase 39. The record is from RefSeq and is a predicted model, not a curated record. Gene Ontology annotation, cellular component: cytosol; cytoplasm. NCBI's taxonomy places the organism in Eukaryota, Metazoa, Chordata, Actinopteri, Cypriniformes, Cobitidae. Gene Ontology annotation, molecular function: ATP binding; protein serine/threonine kinase activity. Gene Ontology annotation, biological process: intracellular signal transduction; positive regulation of T cell chemotaxis; negative regulation of potassium ion transmembrane transporter activity.
UAGAACAUCGUGUGUUAUGAAUUUUGAGAACUUAUGAAUAUUAAUUACCCCACGUGACUGUACUACGAACGUUAUCAAUAAACCCUACCACGAUAAUAUAAUGGUACAGAUCACAACAUAUUAAAUAUUAAUAUUCACAAGCGAGACCUAAUGAAUAUUCAUAAGUGAGUCCUUCGCCGUAGUAGGAUGCGUGUGUUCUAUCUCCGGAUGUGUUCAACACAGGCGGUAGUGAUCCAGCAGCAGCAGCAGCAUCAACAGCAGCAGCAGCAGCAGCGCUGAGGUGAGUGAGCGACUCUCUCAGCAGCAUCAUGGCGGAGCAGAGCGACUCACCGUCGGCCGUCCAGAGUCCGCAGCCGGUGCCCACCGUCAGCUGGCCCAUCGUUAAGGAAGCGUACGAGCUGCAGGAAGUGAUAGGCAGCGGUGCCACGGCGGUUGUCCAGGCAGCGCUGUGUAGCCCUCGACAGGAGCGUGUGGCCAUCAAGAGAAUCAACCUGGAAAAAUGCCAGACCAGCAUGGAUGAACUGCUGAAAGAGAUUCAAGCCAUGAGCCAAUGUAACCAUCCAAACGUGGUGACCUAUUAUACGUCAUUUGUUGUGAAAGAUGAACUCUGGCUGGUCAUGAAACUUCUGAGUGGAGGUUCAGUGUUGGACAUUAUUAAACACACUUUCAGCAAAGGAGAACAUAAAAACGGGGUCAUAGAUGAACCCUCAAUAGCGACCAUAUUAAAAGAAGUACUGGAGGGAUUAGAUUAUCUACACAAAAACGGGCAGAUUCACCGGGAUGUAAAAGCGGGUAAUAUUCUACUAGGAGAAGAUGGUUCGGUGCAGAUUGCAGAUUUUGGAGUAAGUGCAUUUCUGUCUACUGGAGGAGACGUUACCAGACAUAAAGUUAGGAAAACGUUUGUGGGAACUCCGUGCUGGAUGGCCCCCGAGGUUAUGGAGCAGGUACGAGGUUACGACUUCAAAGCUGACAUUUGGAGUUUUGGUAUCACGGCCAUCGAACUCGCUACAGGCUCGGCACCCUACCAUCGAUAUCCCCCUAUGAAGGUCUUAAUGCUCACACUGCAGAACGAUCCUCCAACUCUGGAGACGGGUGUCGAGGACAAAGAGACGCUGAAGAAGUAUGGAAAAUCCUUCAGAAAACUUAUAUCUCUGUGCCUUCAAAAGGACCCAGCAAAAAGGCCAACUGCAGCAGAGCUUUUGAAAUGUAAAUUUUUUCAAAAGGCAAAGAAUCGAGAGUAUUUGAUUGAAAGGCUGCUUAGUAAAGGACCAAAUAUAAGCCAAAGAGCCAAAAGGGUCAGAAGGGUUCCAGGUUCGAGUGGUCACCUGCACAAAACUGAAGAUGGUGAUUGGGAAUGGAGUGAUAAUGAAAUGGAUGAGAUAAGUGAAGAGGGAAAGGCAGUUGUCAAUCAUGGACGGUCACGCAGGGUCAAAGACGAAAACCAGCACGGUGAAGUGAAUGCCAACAGUCUCCCAGUAGAGAACCUCUCCAUUCAGCAUCCCCAGGUUCAACCGUUGGAGAAAUCAUUGAAUGCUCAGGUAGCAGUGAACAUGGUCCUGAGGUUAAGGAACUCAAAGAAGGAGCUCAAUGACAUCCGGUUUGAAUUCACACCCGGGCAGGACACGGCGGAUGGAGUUUCUCAGGAACUAUUUUCUGCUGGGUUGGUCAAUGGACUUGAUGUUGUAGUGGUGGCUGCUAACCUUCAGAAGAUUGUAGAAGACCCCGUUACCUAUAAAGUAUUGACCUUUAAGCUGGCAUCUGGCUGUGACAGCUCAGAAAUCCCAGAUGAGGUAAAACUGAUUGGCUUUGCGCAGUUGAGUGUCACUUGAUACCAUCUCAUUACCACGGUAACGAGGUGGGCAGUGGGUGUAUGUGUCAGAAGGGACUGAAUGCUACAGGAGGUUUGGUACCACGCUGCAAACUCUCUCCUCCUGGUUCCCCAUCCACUUUCCCACCCGUUCUCUUUUUCAAGCCUGUUUGCACCUAUUCAAUCAAACACAGCACUCUUUAUUCGAAAAUACACACACACCCCGUCCCUCAAUGCUGUAUUCCCAAAACAUUCCAACACCCAUAUCCCAGAAUUCCAAACAGGACCCCAUCAUCUCAGGAGGCAAUAGCUAGUGAAACAAAAAUAAGAUUAUUUUAUUAUAACUAUUAUUAUUAUUAUUAUUAUUUUACCUCUGCCACAAUGCUCGGUAUUAUUUUAUUAUUUGUAUUAUUGUUGAAAAAAUUGUUUUAUUUCCUCUUGUAUUUGUUGAAUCCCACAUCUGAAAUGAAGGCGUCUCCUCCCUCUGAAUGUAAAAAGCACAUUUUCAUGAAUACAUUAUGAAUGUUAAUUUAACAUUCGAACUGUAUUGUACAUAAAGAUGCUCUGAUGAAAAAGGGAUCUUUUUGUUAAUUUUUGUUCAUUGUUUGUUUGUUUUUAUUUCAAAGAGUAUGAGAAAGCCGAAUGCUGCCGUGUGCAAAUGUACCGCUUUAUUUUGGGGACAGUGUUGAUGCUUCAAAGCUUAGAGGUGCCUUGUUUUUUUUAUCUGUGCCUAAGACAUGUAGGUAACAAGCUUGAAGCUGUCCGAAGCCGAAUCCAUUCUGCUGACACUAAACAGAAAAAAAACUGGUUGAUAGUAUUUUCAUUGGUCACGUUAAGAUACCCAGACAUCACGAAUCCGGGCCAGAUCUUCACCAGAUCCGUCUCGGAGUCGUCUGCAGUUUGGGUAGCAGCCGAUGCACUUUGAUUUCGUGCGGUGCGAGUACACGCACCUGCCCCAACAGCGCUUUGACCCCGAGGAACCGUUCAGAGUUAAUCUAUUAAAGCUUCGUCACGUGACAAGCCUCCACGACGCACACUUUAAUCCUGAUGUAUUGUAUUUAAAAAUGCUGAGUGACAAUUAUGCCAUUUAAAAGCACUAGAACAUGUUUGUUUGAUAAUCUAGAAUGCAUCAGUGAUGCAGUGAGUAUUUCUUGAAGGAAACCAAAUGUCUACUACUGAAUGACAGAAAAGCCAUCUGUGUGUCCAAAACUAGUAGCUUGAAUUAAAUUAUUUUGUUUUCAAUCCGAAUGUAAAUAAUGUGAAGUAGAACUAAAUACUUUAUUAUGAUUCUAAGUUUGUGUUUCUAUAUACCAUGCGUGUAUGUUACUCUUUAGUCCAUGUUCACUUUCUGUAAUAAGCAUAGAAUAUACAAUUUCUGCAAAGGAACAACAAAUAAAAAAACAACUGCUCCUAUAAAUAUUGUGUGGCUGUGUUUUUGGGGAAACGAGCACAAUUAUCAUAAUCUAAUGUUGGUAUUUUCCUAAGAGAGGGAUUUUUUUGCAGUAAUUGUUUAA